AUGACAGAAAAUUUUCUUGAAGGGCGCAAGAAACUGGAAAACAGUUCUGCUAAUUUAAAAAUAGAACAAAACAAUAAUCAGACUGAAAAUUUGCAGGAAUUACUACCCGAUGUCAAACAAAGCAAGGAAGAUGAAAUCCGCAUGGAGACGGAAGCUAUCAGCCAGACUGCCACAUCUGAUAAUCAAGAACAUAAAAUAACACAAUUUGUUCUGCAAUUACUUGGUGAUCUCAAAGGCCAAGAGGAACUUCAUUUAAGCGAAGUAAAAGAGCUUCGUAAGGAGCUGGAAGAAAAAGAUAAUAUAUGCAAUCAGUUAAAACUUGAGAUAUCCCAAGUUCGAGAAAACCCUACAUUUUAUGAUCUAAAAAGUCACGAAGAACGUCAUUCACGAGAAGUAAAAGAUCUUCGCACACAGCUGGAAUUAAAUGAUAAUGUAAAUCAGAAAUUAACAGAUGAAGUGUUCACUGUUCGGAAAAAUUUUAUUCAUAUGCGCAAGCAAUUGCUUAAUGAUCUCAAAAGUAGAGAAGAAUGUCAUUUACGAUACGUAAACGAGCUUCGUGAAGAGUUAAAAGCAAAAGAAAAUAAUCUUAAAGAUCAAGAAGAACGCCAUUCACGAGAAGUAAACAAACUUCGUGAGGAGCUGGAUGUAAGAGAUAACACAUGCCAUGAGUUAGAACUGGAAGUAUCCCAAGUCCGACAAAAUCCGGAAUUUAUAUUAAUGCGACAGCAAUUGCUUGACGAUCUUAAAGGUCAAGAGGAGCUUCAUUUACGAGAAGUAAAAGAGCUUCGCAAAGAGCUAGAGGCAAAGGAUAAUAUAUGCCAGGAGCUAGAACUUAAGGUAUCCCAAGUUCGUGAAAACCCUGAAUUUAUUAAAAUGCGACAGCAAUUACUUGAUGAUCUUAAAGGUCAAAAAGAACAUCAUUCACAGGAAGUAAAAGAGUUUCGCAAGGAGAUGAAAAUAAAUGAUAAUAAGUGUCAUCAGUUAACAAAUGAAGUUUUCGAUGUGCGGAAAAACUUUAUUCAAAUGCGACAACAAUUACUUAAUGAUCAAAAAAGUCAAGAAGGACGUCAUUUACAAGAAGUAAAAGAGCUUCGCUUGGAGUUAGAAUCAAAGGAAAACAAUCUUAAAGAUGCAGAAGAACAUCAUUUGCGAGAAGUAACAGAGCUUCGCAAGGAGCUGAAAAUAAAUAUUAAUAUGCGACAGCAAUUACUUGAUGAUCUUAAAGGUAAAAAAGAACAUCAUUCACAGGAAGUAACAGAGCUUCGCGAGGAGCUGAAAAUAAAUGUUAAUAUGUGUCAGCAGUUAACGAAUGAAGUCUUCGAGAUGCAACAAAGUCAUGAAAAUCAAAAAGAACGUCAUUUACUAGAAAUAAACGAGAAGCAUAAGGAGCUGGAGUCAAAAGACAGCUUAUGUCAACAGUUGGAGCUUAAGCUGUCUCAAGUGCGAGAAAAUCCUGAAUUUCUUCAAAUGCGACAGCAAUUACUUGAUAAACUUGACGGCCAAGAAGAACUUCACUUGGUCGAAGUAAAUAAGCUUCGUAAGGAACUGGAGGCUAAGGAUACAUUAUACCAUAUAUACCAUCAACGUCAUUUACGUGCCUUACGUAACCUUCGCAAGGUGCAGGAGGGCAAAGAUAAAUUAUGCUUGGAGAAAGAGCAGGAAGCAGCUCAACUCCGAGAUCGUCUUAACUUCAACAUGUCUUGUCCUAUAUGUAUGGAGCCAUGGAAUUCUUCGGAACAUCGCAUGGUUGCGUUGUUAUGUGGUCACAUUUUCGGUGAAUCAUGCGCACGACAAUGCCUGCAAAGAAAUUUACAUUGUCCAGAAUGUCGAGCUCCUGCAUCAGAAAGUAAUAUCCGUAAACUAUUUCCCCGUUAG
Drosophila nasuta is the source of this 1875-nucleotide messenger RNA. RefSeq names its product trichohyalin-like. Bases 1 to 1875 code for a protein of 624 amino acids. Gene Ontology annotation, biological process: interstrand cross-link repair; protein ubiquitination. Gene Ontology annotation, cellular component: nucleus. The transcript has a single exon. The record is from RefSeq and is a predicted model, not a curated record. Gene Ontology annotation, molecular function: ubiquitin-protein transferase activity. Lineage: Eukaryota; Metazoa; Arthropoda; Insecta; Diptera; Drosophilidae.